This is a messenger RNA of Pararge aegeria (speckled wood butterfly), 1883 nucleotides long. RefSeq names its product limulus clotting factor C-like. Gene Ontology annotation, molecular function: serine-type endopeptidase activity. The transcript has 9 exons. Bases 186 to 1538 code for a protein of 450 amino acids. Lineage: Eukaryota; Metazoa; Arthropoda; Insecta; Lepidoptera; Nymphalidae. The record is from RefSeq and is a predicted model, not a curated record. Gene Ontology annotation, biological process: proteolysis.
UGCUCGGUCGCCAACACGUUUUCCUCGUAUCCAAGAAACCGGAUUCAAUUUAAUAUUUACAAUACUUUUACAGUUUUUUUUAUAUUUUAAAACGAAUUUUGACUUAAAAGUGAAGGCAUUCUGCUAGUGUUUAGGUUUUGUGUCUAUAAAAGUCUGUGAGCAUUCGGCAUCAGUGGGAAGAUAUAAUGAUUAAAAUUGUGGUAACUCUCUGUACAUUCAUAGUGAUAGUGGCGAGUGGCAAUAUUACCUGGACGCCACUGGAUACCCUGCCACUAACUUGUGCGUACCCUUGCAAGAACACGAAGGAGGUGGUAGUGUGGCUAGAGCCCGGCCUGUCGCCGAAGGACAGCAGCCGCUACUACGUGUACAUAAAUGAAACCUUCCCCGCGGACAGCGUCACGAAGUUCUCGUUUGAUUCAGAGGUCAAGGUCAUCCUCACAGUCAGAUCGGAAGAGAAGAAAUUCUCAAGGAUUUCUUUGAAUUCUGGCGAAAGCUUCACACUUCGCCUGUUCAAGCAACUAACAGGCCUUAGUUUCAUAGUGAAGGGAAGCACACCAGGACUUACACCCUAUUUGACUGCUCUCAGUAUCAAUGGUGUGAAUUAUUGCGAUGCCUCUGAUGUGGGAUACCUUUAUCAGUAUGCAGCUGAUAUUGGAAGUAUGUCUGGGGAAUAUCAGUGGAUUGCUGAAAGCCAGAAAUCCAAAAAUGUCGACUGCGGAAGACCUAAAGUCGUUCACGCAGAGCCCUUGGUGAACGGCCCGACGAAGCCUGGAGACUGGCCGUGGCAUGCAGCUAUUCAUUAUAGGUUAAAAGCAUUGAAACGUAAAAUGUAUAUAACAGGUGGCACCCUCAUUUCCAAGAACAUGGUGAUGACAGUUGCGCACCACAUGGUUGGCAAAGGAAAACUACGUUCGCCAGAUGUGUUCAGUGUGGCACUUGGAAAAUAUACUUUGGACGCCGAGGAAGAGCAGUCCCAAGAUAGGAAUGUUCAAAAAAUUAUUAUUCACGAGGAUUUCAACCCUAAAAACUUUUCAAGCAACAUUGGUCUGCUAAAGCUGGACAAGGACGUGACCGUUACUGAUUUCGUACGGCCGGCGUGCCUGUGGCACAGAGGGGCUGCUGACAGACUGAAGGACAAAACAAUUACAGGCAUUAUAGUAGGCUGGGGGUACGGAAACGACAACACCUUUCCAGACACGUUGCAGCAAGCCUUGCUGCCCAUGGUGUCCGCGGAAGUCUGCAUCAGGAGCUACCCGGACUUCUUCGCAUACUACUUGCACAUGAACAGCUUCUGCGCCGGGUAUCAUAACAACGGGACCUCUGCGUGCAAUGGAGACAGUGGAGGCGGUUUCCACAUCUUCGUCCCAGAUGAGCAACAAGAUGGAAGUAGGCGCAUGUCAGGCUCUUGGCACGUCCGGGGCAUCGUGUCCCACCAUCUAGCCCUACUCAACAAGAAGGAAUGCGACCCAGACCAGUACACAGUGUUUACGGAUGUGGGAAAACAGUUGGAUUGGAUUGAAGUGCACUUACAUGACUGACGAUUAUAACUAUUCAUUAUAGGACCCAUUUACGCGAAAAGGUCGCCCACAAUAGGUCGGUGUCGAGAAAACGAGACUUGUGUAAAAACUAACCAGGCUAAUCCAGCCUUUCUAGAACUCCCUAAUUCAUAAACUUAAUUAGGUUUUAGUUAAUUUAAGCUAUUACAAAAAAAACUGUAAAAAACCAAUUUGUCCCCAUCUUAGGCUUUCAUUUUUAAAGUAUUUUGAUAAAUAACAAUGUUGUUUACUUUAAACACUUUUUAUUGUUAUGAAAUAUCUAUCUGUGUAAGGUUCGCGGAGGCUUUCCUCAUGAAUGUGGAAUGAAUCUUUUGCUAUUCCCACUAU